UAAUAGUCGAAGAGAGACGUAAGGAGUAUACGUAUUCUGACGAGAGUUACAAAGAAAAAAAGACAAGGGACUAGAAGGGAGAAAAUAAAAAAGAAAAAGCGAAAUACCAGGAGAGGGGAAAAAUAACGAGAGACGCAGACGUGGAAAAGUGAGCCGAAAAAAAAAUCCGUGAGUAAAGAGGAUAGAUCAGGAGAGGAGAAGAGAGAACUGAUGGAGAGAAGAGAGACUGAGAAAUCCAUGGAAGUUGCUUUCCCUUCGUCUUUCCCCUCUGACUGCACUGUCCCCUCCCCGCGCAGAGUACGAAGAGAGCCGUAGUAUGAUGCUUGGGACGUAACCGUCGUCACCUAUUGCACGCAAAACAAAAUUGGAUCGGCUUUAAGUUGGUCUGGUCUGGUGUCGGCCAUUCUUUUACGUGUGGGUGUGAACCCUGUCAUGUACACUGAAUAACCGUACGUAGUCGAUUGGUGUUGAUAUUGUUUUUAGAAAAAACUGAUAUUAUGAAUUAAUAAAAACAAAUAGUGAAGAUGAACGUGAUUUUCUAAACACAAGAGAUAAGAAGAUGAACGGUAGAUAGAGUAACGUAGAAUUUAAACGAAUCGGUCGUUGGCCAUGAAAAGAGCGGCUGGAAAAGCUGUUGACUGGCGUUGUUGAACACUUUGAGAGAGAGAAAGAGAGAGGCGUUGCAGCAGCAGGACGACCAAGAGCAACUUCAGAGCAUCCGUGUGAGUGGGAAAGAAGAUAAAUCGGAAAUUCGCAAGUGAUCGUGUGGGAGAAAGAGAAAGAGAAGAGAGUUGGCACGCGCGCGCCUCCUUCGUCGUUUCAACGCACAUUGUUUAUAAAACGGCCGUACGAGGGGACGAGAGAAAAGAGAGAGAAAGAAGAAGAGAGAGACAAGGAAAGAGACAAGAAGUACCAGUGUGUCGAGGGCCAAGAGUGCGGUGGCCAUGCAAGAAAGGGAUAAAUCGCCGACUGGCGGGCGGUGGCGGCCAUCUUCUAGAUGAGAGCACUUUUUCCCCUUUUCUUUGCUGCUGCUGUUACUGACGAUAAGAGACACAAGACACAAAACAUAAGACAGAAAAUUUAACGUGCGUGUGUCCGAUCUAACGAGAAAACGAGAACAUCCGUGAGUGUGAUUGUGUGUAUUUUCCAACUGAGAUUUCUUCACGACAUUUAACUUUUCCUUCUCUCGAGAGAACAUCAAUUCGACCUCUUUUUUCUUUUUUAUUUCCCAUAACCUGCUACUAUUUCUUCUUCAUUUUAAAUUCUAUUCUCUUCGUCUUAAACGCCAUGGUGGUUAGAAACAAGUAACAAAACGAACAGUCGAACAAAAGAGAAAAAGAAAAAGAGAGAGACGAAGAGAGAUAACCGUGAGAGUCACAAGGAGCAUCAGAGGACCAACAACGACGACAUGUCAGGACUUGUUUCCUCGUCUCCUCUUCACUACUUCUGGCUUAUCCGGCAUUUGUGUUCGCCCAAUCGACGUCGUUUCGUCUAAAAACCACCGACUAAUCGUACAAAUAUCUUUCUAUUCGUCCAAUUGUAACCUCAAAAAACGCGUCGAGUCAGUCACAGAUUCGUCAAUUCCUUUCGCGAACGUAAGGGAAGCAAUUGAUUGUGCUGAGUUAAAGUAAGAAGAAAAAGGGUGGAGAAAUAAAGUUUCGAACACAGUGUAAAAGUGUUAAUAUUUAACAAAAGUGCGUUAUUUUUUAUUUAUGCUCAUCAUUUUGAAUCAUUAAACAGUGAAGUUUAUUUGAAAUAAUCGUUUGAUAAGGUACUUUUUUCAAUAUUUCGUAUUGAAAUUUUUACGUUUUUCAUUCUCCUUGACACCUAACCAAAUAUUUCAGUCUACUAUACUAGUAUUCUAGUUCUUAAUCAAAUUAUUUGGUGCGAUUCUGAAAAUUAUUUUAUCAUUUAAUUAUGAAAAGAGUUAAAUUUUAAGUGAAAGAUAACCUGUCUUUUAUGAAAGUUUCAAUUGGAUUUAUGUAAUUGGAUUAAAGAAAAAUUGUUCUCGCCAUUAUUACGUACAUUGUUUCAAUUAUAAAUAUCGAAAUGAAACAGUUUUUUAUUGAAUUUGAGGUUAUUUGAUAGUUGAUUUCUCCUAGCAUCACUUAUCAAUGUUUAACCUCAAAGUUCUUUUUCAUAACUAACUUUUUUAAAAUUCUAGGCAAGUGUUGUGCUGAAAGUGUUAGCCAAAGUGAUUAAGUGUCCUAUAAUUGCAGUAUUGCAGAAUUAAUUUAAUUUUGAACAUGAAUACCAUGUGCAUUGAGUUACUCUCAAGUGCAUCAGUGAUGUAUUCAUUUAGGAAUAAAAAAUUCCUAGCAGUGAUACAAUAAAUUAUAUAAACAAAACAAGAAGACUUGUAACAAUAAAAAAGGAUUAACGUAAUAAAUUGUAAAAUAGUGCCAACAUUGCAGAUGGAUACACAGGGAUGACUGAUAAUUGCUGGAAUUCUGGUGGUGGCGCUGGCGUCAAGAUGGAGCACUUUCAGGCCACCCUGGACCCUAGGAAGCAGGAAUUACUGGAGGCCCGCUUUCUCGGAGCGAGGGGUGGUCGGAACAACGGGCCAAAUAAAAAUGCCGUCGACAGCGCGCAGUCGUCGUCGAUACCCAAUGCUGUUAAGUGCGGGCAACCGACUACCCCGGGAAUAGACUGGACGAGGCGUGACAAUGCUCCACCCUCGCGAGAUCAACGAAAUUCAUCGUCCAGCUCAACAACUCAGGGCCAAAUUUCUCAGAUGUCUGCUGGAUCACAAAUUCAGAUGGCACCUCAAUCAACCGUAAACUCUGGUCAGGCAGUUCAUAGUCAAGACUCAAAUAUGAGUACUGGCUCAUCUCAUAGUGACAAAGAGGUAGAUCCAAAUACUCCUGAGAAGUUGCCUAGAACCACGUCCGAAAGAAAAAGAAAACGUAAAGUGGAUGAUUCGGGUGGAGGCGGACUUGGUGGACCUAUUGGAAGUAAAGGUGCUAGGUCUCUGUCCUCCUUGGAUAAUAAAAAAAUUAAUGAUUACUUUCCUAAGCAUCAUUUAGGAAAUAGUCCAAUUAGACAUGGAGGUGCUAAAAGCCCAUCGCCUCAACAAGGAUACCCAAUGUAUCCACCAUCAGCUCAACCUCUGGUCGCGCCUCAGGCGACGACAACUAAUUCCUCGUCUGCGGAAUUUUCGUCGCUGAUGCAACCACCUAGGCCUCUUCCUCAACCUCCUCCACCACCUCCUUCAUCGACGCAACCUGCUGGCUCUAUGGUCAGCAAGCAGGUGCAGGUAAGGCCAACCAACCUACCUCGGACAAGUCAGAUCAGGCAAGCGAAGACUAACACGCCAAAUACGGAGCUUACUUGCCAGAGGAUACAAGAGUUUGAAUCACAAGCAUCGUCCGACCUGGAAUUACGUAAUAAUAAAAUUGAUGAACUUAAUAGAACGACGGAGGAGUAUAGGCAUCAAUUGGCAAAUCAACAAAAAUUAAUUGAGCAGCACAAAUCACAUAUAAAUAAGUGUAUAGAUGUUGUAAAGAAGUUAUUAAAAGAAAAAUCAAACAUAGAAAAGAAAGAAGCUAGACAAAAGUGUAUGCAAAAUAGACUGAGGCUUGGCCAGUUUGUAACGCAAAGGGUAGGAGCUACAUUUCAAGAGAACUGGACGGAUGGUUAUGCGUUUCAAGAGCUAGCAAGACGGCAGGAAGAAAUAACGACUGAACGUGAAGAGAUUGAUAGGCAAAAAAAAUUAUUAUUAAAAAAGAGGCCGUCUAAUAGCGAAACUGGUAGGAAACGAAGUCAACCACAGCCUUCUCUGCAGAAUGGCACCGAGGCGACUUUUUUAAAACCAGACGCCGUACCUGGAUCUUAUACCUGGCAAGAGUAUUACGAAGCUGACGAAAUACUCAAAUUGAGACAAAGUGCGUUGAAGAAAGAAGAUGCUGAUCUUCAACUAGAAAUGGAAAAACUUGAGAGAGAACGAAAUCUACAUAUUAGAGAACUGAAACGUAUUCACAACGAGGAUCAAUCUAGGUUUAAUUCUCACCCGGUACUCAAUGAGCGUUACCUUUUACUAAUGUUAUUAGGAAAAGGAGGAUUUAGUGAAGUUCAUAAGGCGUUUGAUUUAAAAGAGCAACGAUACGUGGCUUGUAAAGUACAUCAAUUGAAUAAAGACUGGAAAGAGGACAAAAAAGCCAAUUAUAUAAAGCAUGCCUUAAGGGAAUAUAAUAUACACAAAGCCCUAGAUCAUCCACGAGUUGUAAAGCUUUACGAUGUGUUUGAAAUAGACGCCAAUUCAUUUUGUACUGUUUUGGAAUAUUGUGAUGGCCAUGACCUAGACUUCUAUUUGAAACAGCACAAAAUGAUUCCGGAGAGAGAAGCAAGGUCAAUAGUGAUGCAAGUUGUGUCUGCGUUAAAGUACCUUAAUGAAAUAAAACCUCCAGUUAUACAUUAUGAUUUAAAACCUGGCAAUAUUCUGUUGACGGAAGGCAAUGUCUGUGGUGAAAUUAAAAUUACUGACUUCGGUUUAAGUAAAGUCAUGGAUGAAGAAAAUUAUAAUCCAGAUCAUGGGAUGGAUCUUACAUCACAAGGAGCUGGCACAUAUUGGUACCUACCACCGGAGUGUUUUGUUGUUGGCAAAAAUCCUCCAAAAAUAUCAUCAAAGGUUGAUGUUUGGAGUGUAGGAGUUAUAUUUUAUCAAUGUCUUUAUGGCAAAAAGCCAUUUGGACAUAAUCAAUCUCAAGCGACAAUUUUAGAAGAAAAUACAAUAUUAAAAGCUACGGAGGUUCAAUUUGCCAAUAAACCGACUGUUAGUAAUGAAGCAAAAAGCUUUAUAAGAAGCUGCCUGGCAUAUCGAAAAGAAGAGAGGAUCGAUGUAUUAACUUUAGCACGACACGAAUAUUUACAGCCUCCAGUGCCAAAGCACGGUCGUCAAGCAAAUAGCCAACAGCAACAACAGGCUCAACAUCAACAAAUUCAGCAGCAACAACAACAGCAACAACAGCAAACGUCAUUCACAACUGGGAUGUUUAGCGGAAUGAAUGCUUCGAGCAGUUCGUAGUGAAUAUGUGUAUGUUAAUGAUGUCAAAUUGGAUUAAUAAUAAUGAAUAAUGAACAUUUUUAAAAAUAGUAGUGCAGUCGAAAUGAUCGAUUGAUAAACUGAUAUAUGCCAAAUCUUUAAAAAAAAACACUCAGUCUCGCACCUGUAAUUCAUCUGUUAAAGAUAAAACUUUUAACUGUGGAUUAAAUUAAAAAUAAUUAUUAAAUGAAUAAGAUCGCGAUAAUAAUUCAUUGUGUAAAUAUGAUGGUGAUGAAGAAUAGGAGAGUUAAAUUAACAAGAAUUUAAUUUAAAAAUACUAAUGUCACCGUGUCACCAGCCACCUCUACACCCACCGCCAUCAACAGGACAAGUCACCUUCGACGAAGGGGAGAAUUCAACCAGUCUAUUAUAUAAAUAAAAUAUAAAAAAAUAAGGUCACUCGCUUUUAACCGAUAAAUAUUUUGAUUGGAAAAUGCGAGAUAUCUUGACUAUUUAUUCAGAUAAAAAAAAAUAAGGAAGAGAGAAAGAGUGAAAGAUGGUUUAAAAAUUGUUUUUCUUUCUCCAAAAAAUAUAAAAAGCAAUUUAAUUCACAUGGACAGUUAAAAGAAAAACACAUUUUUCACUGAAAAAUAAAAAAACACGUACACAUUACUCCAUUCUUUCAGCUUGGCAACAAAUAAAAUGUUGUGUUCGUAAAUAUUCAAUUGUAUUAUCGUUCCUUAUAUCGAAAACAGUGGGCUGACUGAUAAAAAUAGUGUUUAAAAAAAUGAGUAUAAAGUUAAUUGCAAAAUAAUGAUAUAAUAAUUAAAAAAAAGGUUGAGAUGAUUAAGAAGGAAUCGAGAUAAACAUGUGAUAAGUCAUUGUGAAUUAAAAAAAAACCAGCUACAAAAUAAUAAUUAAAAUAUUUCAAGUGGAGUUUUUUUUUUAAGUAUAAUGAGUAAGAGUCGAAUGACUAGAUAUUAAAAAUAAAGAAUAAACGAGAGAGAGUGAACGAAAUGUGAGAAAGUGUGUGAGAAGAAAGAGCGGUUAAAUUAAAAGAAAAGAAAUGGACUGUUAAAGAAGCGCAAAAAAAAGGAUUUUGCGUCGUGUUUUUAAUGCUUGUGAGUUGAAUUUAGUGAAAUAAUAUUAUAAUUAAUAUAAAUAAAAACAAAAUAUUAAAAGCGUUCACUUCGACGCAAGUAAUAAAAAAGAACUGAAUAAAAACAGUAAUUUGAUAAAAUACACGGGAAUUUUUGGAGGAUAUCCUCUUUUUGACUCUCCCGUGAGUAUGAAUGCGUGUGUAUGUUAUAUGCGAAAAUAAAACAAAAAACGAAAGAUUGUUAUAACUAGCAUGCGUGUACAUAUUUAUACUAUAUAUAUAUAUACAUAUAUAUAUAUACUAAUAAAAUCGAAUUAUAUAUAUGGUGUAAAAGAAAGUGACGAAAAGCAGGCCCGGCGAUUUCUUUAUUUUUCGUAGUAAAAAUUAUUUUUCUUUUCUUUUAAUCAUUUUAAAACAAAAAAUAUUAUUACAGUGUUUUUAUGCAAGUAUUCUAUGAAUAUUUGUCUGCAAUCAUCUUCCCUUAAUUGUUAUUACUUUUCAGUAUCAUUAAAAUAACUCAAUAAGUUAUUUUUUUUUUUUAAUGAAACACCAAUAUUUUGAUAUACUUAUUAGCAAAACUCCCAAAGACCUCUCGAACUUUUUCAUUUUUUCUUUAAAAAAAUGAAAAUAUUCUUUUAACUUUUUCUCUCUCUUUCUCUUUUUCAAUUCUUCUUCUCAUCUUCCUGUGAAUUUUUCCACCUUUUUCAGAAAGCUCGCAAGGAAAUUCUUGAUAUUAUAGUCAUAAAUAAUGUUAUGAGAAUGCAAAGCAAAAUAAACAAAUAAAUUAAAUCAAUAAUUAGUUAAUGAUAUUAUGCAGAUAAAGAUGUUAGAUAAAAUGAAGAUGCGUGAAGAAAAAUUUUAAAUGGAAGAUGGGGAGAAGAUAAUGCCGAUAAAAUGAUUAUGACAAUGACAGUGACAAGGGGAAAAUAAUAAAAAAUAACAAUAACAAUAAUAUUAAUAAUAAUAAUAAAGAAAAAAAAAACAUUUUUUAAAAAUAAGUAUCAUAAUAUUGUACGGACCUGAUCAUUAUUAGUUUCUUUACUCAAUUUGUUUUAUAUAUGUACGUUAUAUAGAUAUAAUAAUUAUGGAAAUAGAAGACUAAGUUAUUUUAUCAAGUGCCCUUGCUUUGUAUUAUAGUCGCGCCAUUGUCGACACGCAGCUUUUUUGGGAGUACAUUUAAAAACGAAAAAAUUAAUAAUAAAAGAGAGAAAAAAUGCGGUGAAAAUCCAUUUUAAGCAUAAAAUAAAAAUUAAAAAAAAAAAUAGUAAGCGCUUGUUGAAUGAUAACUAAAAUCUUAAAAGUAAAACAAAAAGAUGAGCGAAAUGUUGUGUUUUUGUUGGUAUACGAAUUUUGUGGGCACAGCGUUUAGAUAAAUUCGGUAUAAUGAAGAUGAAAGAAUGCUAAAAGCAAGGAUAUUAAGAAAAGGAAAACUUGAAAAAAAACCAAAAAUUAAUUUGGCUAAAAGUGUGGUCAGAAAGGAGAAUACAUUGCAAGUCUGAAC
Chelonus insularis is the source of this 7581-nucleotide messenger RNA. RefSeq names its product Tousled-like kinase (gene Tlk). The transcript has 16 exons. The record is from RefSeq and is a predicted model, not a curated record. The coding region runs from base 2429 to 5023 and encodes 864 amino acids. NCBI's taxonomy places the organism in Eukaryota, Metazoa, Arthropoda, Insecta, Hymenoptera, Braconidae. Gene Ontology annotation, molecular function: ATP binding; protein serine/threonine kinase activity. Gene Ontology annotation, cellular component: nucleus. Gene Ontology annotation, biological process: chromosome segregation; intracellular signal transduction; peptidyl-serine phosphorylation.